Molecule: messenger RNA, 645 nt
Organism: Varanus komodoensis (Komodo dragon)
Lineage: Eukaryota; Metazoa; Chordata; Lepidosauria; Squamata; Varanidae
Product: phospholipase A2 inhibitor and Ly6/PLAUR domain-containing protein-like
Exons: 4
Coding region: 1-645 (214 amino acids)
Cellular component (GO): collagen trimer
Molecular function (GO): extracellular matrix structural constituent
Source: RefSeq, a predicted model, not a curated record
AUGACUAAGGUGCCUUAUCAAAUGAACACAAAGGCAAAUAUAUACACAGUGGAUGCCAUGAAACUGACUCCGGCAGAGGCGCAAGUCAAACCGACCAAGCCCGCACCCACGCCCACAACGCCCAGUAGCAGCCCAAGCGGAAAAGAGUCUCCCACAGGAACUUACAAGGGCUGCCUUAAGCCAGCAGAGUGCAAAGCACGUGCCUUCACAUUCACCACAGCCACUGGGAGGACAAUCCGGAGCAGCCUCACCUGCUGCUUCUCUGAGAAGUGCAAUGAAAAUCUAAACACAACUGUGCCUCCUGUUGGUUCCUUGGAAAAUGGGGUGAAUUGCCCAGCCUGUGAGAGUUACAACCAGCACCUGUGUGAGAGCAAAGCUCACAUUGCCUGCACCGGCGCUGAACAGAAGUGCAUCACCCUUGAAGGGACCUCUAUCGAUGACAAGAACCAGAAUUUCUCCAUCAGAGGCUGUGCUUCUGCGAACACCUGCAACCUGGAAGUAAAUGAGCUGGUGCCCUUGGCAGGGAAAGUGUACCAGCUGUCCAAGAAACCCGUUUGCACCGAUGCAGGGACCCUGGCUGCCAUUGCCUCCCCACUCACUCUUCUGACUGCUGUGCUCGGGUUCCUCUUGACCAGGCACUCCUGA